GACUCUCAUCUUCCUCCUUUCCUUCACCUCCAUCCCACCACUCGUCAUGUUCUCUGCUUUGCGUUCUGUGCGCGCGUUUGUUCCCCGCGGCGGGAACUAUGCUGGCAUUCCGCGGUCCAUGAUUGCGCGGAACAUGAACACGAAGGUGCAGGGCCCUGUGAUCGGUAUUGACUUGGGUACCACGAACUCGUGUGUAUCCGUCAUGGAGGGCAAGAGCUCGCGCGUGAUCGAAAACGCCGAAGGCGCACGCACGACGCCGUCCGUCGUCGCGUUCACGAAGCACGGCGAGCGCCUUGUCGGACUCCCUGCGAAGCGUCAGGCCAUCGUCAACUCGGCGAACACCGUGUACGCGUUCAAGCGGCUCAUCGGUCGCCAGUUCAAGGACCCGGAGGUGCAGAAGGAUAUGGAGCACUGGCCGUUCAAGGUCGUGCCCAAGUCGGACGGACGCCCGGCAGUCGAGGUUGAAGAUGGGGGGAAGAAGGUGACAUACUCACCCGAGCAACUGUCGUCGAUGGUUCUCGUGAAGAUGAAGGAGACUGCGGAACAGUUCCUGAACAAGAAGGUCAACCACGCUGUGAUCACUGUUCCGGCAUACUUCAACGACGCCCAACGGCAGGCAACGAAGGAUGCCGGUACCAUCGCUGGCCUCGACGUCCUCCGUGUGAUCAACGAGCCCACGGCAGCUGCUCUCGCCUACGGUCUCGACAAGACCGACUCGUCGGUCAUCGCCGUGUACGACUUGGGAGGUGGUACCUUCGAUAUCUCCAUUCUGGAGAUGCAGAAGGGCGUGUUCGAGGUCAAGUCGACGAACGGUGACACCCACUUGGGUGGUGAGGACUUUGACUCCGUGCUCGUCAAUCAUAUCCUCAACGAGUUCAAGAAGGAGACGGGCACGGACCUGAGCCAGGACCGCAUGGCCAUCCAGCGUAUCCGUGAGGCGGCGGAGAAGGCGAAGAUUGAACUGUCUUCGACGUCGCAGACGGAGAUCAACUUGCCGUUCAUCACCGCUGACGCCUCCGGUCCCAAGCACAUCAACCACAAGCUUCUCCGCUCGCAGUUCGAGUCGCUUGUCGCUCCCUUGGUCCAGCGGACGAUCGACCCGUGCAAGAAGGCCCUUGCUGACGCUGGUGUCAAGGCCAGCGACAUCAACGAGGUCAUCUUGGUUGGUGGUAUGACGCGCAUGCCGCGCGUCGUCGACACCGUCAAGAGUGUCUUCGGCCGUGAGCCUAACAAGGGUGUCAACCCUGACGAGGCUGUCGCCAUCGGUGCCUCCAUCCAGGGUGGUGUCUUGGCCGGUAACGUCACCGACAUUCUCCUGCUCGAUGUCACCCCCUUGUCUCUCGGUAUCGAGACGCUCGGUGGUAUCAUGACGAAGCUGAUCACUCGUAACACCACCAUCCCGACGAAGAAGUCGCAGACCUUCUCGACGGCCGCGGACGGGCAGACCGCGAUCGAGGUCAAGGUCUACCAGGGUGAGCGUGAGCUCGUCCGGGACAACAAGCUGCUCGGCUCGUUCAACCUUGUCGGCAUCCCCCCCGCGCCCAAGGGUGUCCCCCAGAUCGAGAUCACCUUCGACAUCGACGCUGACGGUAUUGUCCACGUGACCGCGAAGGACAAGGCGACGAACAAGGACCAGUCGAUGACGAUUGCCAGCUCGUCUGGUCUGAGCGACAAGGACAUUGAGCGGAUGGUGUCUGACGCUGAGCGGUACGCUGAGCAGGACAAGGCCCGCAAGGACCUCAUCGAGGAGUCGAACAAGGCUGACUCUGUCUGCUCUGAUACCGAGAAGGCGAUGAACGAGUUCAAGGACCAGUUGGACGCCGCCGAGAAGGAGAAGGUGCAGAAGCUCGUCACGGAGCUGCGCGAGAUCGCUGUCAAGGGCCAGGCUGGCGACGCCUCCGUCACCGCGGAGCAGAUCCGGGAGAAGAUCAGCGAGACGCAGCAGGCGUCGCUCGGUCUCUUCCAGAAGGUGUACGAGAAGCGCAACGCCGAGGAGCAGUCCUCGUCGUCGUCAGAGUCUACCGAGAACAAGGAGGAGAAGAAGGAUUAAGCAUGGUCCGUCUCUUCGCUCUCCUCGUCCGACCCGUCCCUCGCUGCCGCCCGCCCGCCCGCCCGCGCUCCCUUAAUCCCGCCCAUCGCCCGCUACCUCACACUCGCAUGCAUGCAUCUUAUUAGAGUCGUUACUUAAAAGUAAUCAGCACGUACAUCACUUAUAGUCUGCUUUUCACGACGCACCUGUCCGACAUUUGACAUCCCCCCGCCCCGCUCAGUACUGUUUUGCACGCUUUUUAUGCUCUACCCCGUUGUAUAUUGUCGCCUAGUUUGCAUGCCCUCCGCAAUGUAUGAGAAGAUGAGCAGCUAGCAUCUCUAAUGGAA
Messenger RNA from Gloeophyllum trabeum ATCC 11539, 2376 nucleotides. RefSeq names its product heat shock protein 70. NCBI's taxonomy places the organism in Eukaryota, Fungi, Basidiomycota, Agaricomycetes, Gloeophyllales, Gloeophyllaceae. The record is from RefSeq and is a predicted model, not a curated record. The transcript has 6 exons. Bases 47 to 2050 code for a protein of 667 amino acids. Gene Ontology annotation, cellular component: mitochondrion; cytoplasm. Gene Ontology annotation, molecular function: heat shock protein binding; ATP hydrolysis activity; ATP-dependent protein folding chaperone. Gene Ontology annotation, biological process: cellular response to unfolded protein; protein refolding.